AUGUACCGCAAUUUUUGUUUAAUUACGGUAAUUUCAUCUCUUGCGUACGGUAAUCCUACAAAUGACCAGUGGAACACUGCGCGGUAUUUGUCAGUACGCUUUCAAUUACAAAUACAGGCUUCAUCUCCUGCAGACAUGCACGCUCUUGAAUCACUGUCAGACUGGGAAGCAGACGACCCGGGGGAUAACGCCAUCUUAAAAAGAGUCAUCCUAGUUAUAAAGAACCACCUGCCAACAGGUUGGAGAGAUUGGAAGAUUAGAAUCUUUGGAAGAGAUGAGCUUAUCGGAACAGAAGUUGAUCCUCAAAUCCUCAAUAAAAUUAGAUUCGCCAUACCAACGGUGGAUCUAGCGAGAGCCUUCUCACCCAACUGUACCUCUCUAAAGCAAAGAACUUUUCGAGACAUAAAGAUGAAGCUUUUGGAAUGGCCUCUAUGUACUGGUCUCAUCAUUCACCCAAUGUCUUUGGCGGCCAGAAUCCGUGGUUCAGCAGUUCAAAAUGAACUGGUGAUUGCAUCAAUUGUGGAUAUGAAACCUCUUCUUAAAUCUAGAAAAGAAGCAGACAGGGAACUAACACAGACUGAUCAUUCUGAAGAUGAAAUAUCUAUACCAUCCACAAAAACUUCA
Brenthis ino (lesser marbled fritillary) is the source of this 624-nucleotide messenger RNA. Lineage: Eukaryota; Metazoa; Arthropoda; Insecta; Lepidoptera; Nymphalidae. The record is from the annotation of a GenBank genome assembly.